Messenger RNA from Cydia splendana, 2072 nucleotides. Its product is annotated as trimethylguanosine synthase-like. Gene Ontology annotation, cellular component: nucleus. The transcript is spliced from 10 exons. Gene Ontology annotation, biological process: 7-methylguanosine RNA capping; 7-methylguanosine cap hypermethylation. Gene Ontology annotation, molecular function: RNA cap trimethylguanosine synthase activity. The record is from RefSeq and is a predicted model, not a curated record. NCBI's taxonomy places the organism in Eukaryota, Metazoa, Arthropoda, Insecta, Lepidoptera, Tortricidae. The coding region runs from base 86 to 1405 and encodes 439 amino acids.
UCAGCACGAGCACACUUGUUGCACUAGCUGCACUAGACAAGUAUUACUACAAAUUGCAUUUAUCUUACUAGAUAAACAACGCAAGAUGCCCCAGCGACGAGCCAAUAAUUCAGAGGAAGUAAAUAAUAAAAAGGUGGGCCGCCCGCGCCAGCGUAGGCGCCAGCCAAAAAAGAAAAGAAUUGAAGCAAUGCGAAAGACAGUUAAAUCGUAUGAUACGGUUCAGUUUCCGCCCGAGUGUGCUUGGCGAAAGACACUCGGCCAGAUACCAGGUGCACCGAUGCAGUCGAAAACGUCAAGGCGAGGUCGUAAAUAUCUGUACCCCAUGAAUCAACCCUUAUUUGCGCAGGUUCCGUUAGUAGAUGUAUCAGCUGUUGAGGAUACACUAACAGAUUUUGGUGACUGGUCAACCAACAACAUCAUAGGCCAGAAAGCUGCGUCUCUUGAAGCGGUUGAGCGAAACUUUUCAGAACUCCAAAUCAAGAAGCCGAGACCCAACCAACUCAAAGGUGUAAAUAGGAAGAAGAUAAACAAACAGCGUCAGCGGCAGCUCAAAAACAAAAGAGUCAAUAAAGCACUUCAGCAAGCUCAGCUCCAGACUCUAUUGGAACAUGAAUUGGUCGCGGAAACUCCUAUUGCUGAUGAAUCAUCGAAUCUUAAAGCAGUGGGUAAUACAAACGCGUCACAAAAAUGUAACAUACCGAGACCAAAUGACUUCGCAUUAAUGCCGCCUGAAUUGCAAGAAGACCCGACUAUGUGGAAAUAUUGGAAAAAACGGAAGUACCUUUUCUCGAGGUAUGAUGAGGGCAUCAAAUUAGAUAAAGAGAGCUGGUACAGCGUAACACCGGAACCUAUCGCAAGGCAGAUUGCAGAGAGGCGUCAAUACGAUUUAAUUAUGGAUCCUUUUUGUGGCGCUGGCGGCAAUACUAUUCAAUUCGCAAAAAAUUGUGGACAAAAAGUUCAAGCUAUUGAUAUUGACCCGAAGAAGGUAGAAAUGGCUCGACACAAUUCCACAAUAUAUGGCGUGGAGGAUCGGAUUCAGUUCUUCGUCGGGGAUUUUUUUGAAAUGGCCAAAUUGGCGCCUUUCCUAAAAGCUGACAUGGUCUUUUUAAGCCCACCGUGGGGCGGCCCCAACUAUGUAAAGGAUAAACCUUUUGACAUAGAGACGCUAGAACCCCGUCCGGCAUCAGAGCUGGUGAGAGCGGCUCGAAAAAUCAGCUCUUCAGUCACUUUGUACCUACCCCGAAAUUCUAACAGAGACCAGAUCCAAUCGCUUGCUGAUGAAAACGAUAUUGUGGAAAUAAAGGAAAUGAUGGGAGGACGUACGGGACAAGGAAAAAGUUUUCAGGCUUUAGUUGUUUAUUACAUUUUUUCUAAUGAUCCGGUUCCCUCACAGAUGGUGGUUUAAUUUCUGUGCUGCAGAUUAGUUAGAUCGUCUAAGCUUAUAUGAACAUUAUAACUGAAGUAAUUACGUUUUAAUACUUCUAUAAUUAUGAACAGGGUAUUCCUGCAUCGUAUUACUAAAUGGCCUUACUUAUGCUUGGCCUCAUUUAUGCAAACUGUGCAGCUGGUCUCUUACUUCCCAGUUUUGGUGGUCGGUGUUGUAUACUCCCAGUACGUAAGCACCAGAGUGUAUUCCUGUUCAUGUUUUUGUAAUCAUUCAUAUGCAUUGAUGGAUAAGAUUAAAUGGUGUAGUGUGGUUUACAAUUUAUAUAUCGCAGAGCUUCUGUCUAUAGUCAUUCUAACUUCUAAUAAUAAGUCGUAUGAGAAAACGAUGUUUCUUAUUUAUUUUCUUUAUUAUAAAGGUAUUCUGGAUAUGAGUAAAGUAGACAUAAUUAUAAAACUAAUUUUAUAACUGUAUAACUUAUAAGUAUAUGUGAGCUAGUAGGUUACCCUUUUUGUAUCAAUCUACUGAUUAAUGUUAAUGGAUAACGUCUAUACAAAAAGAGGGUAGGUAGGGACUCCUCAUCCUCCUCAAUAACAAAAUCAUCUGAAGUAUAAUUAUAAAUGAUAAUAAAUAAUUUGUGAUUGUAUCUAAUAUAACUAUACAAUAUCCUUAUAAUUUUAUAACCCAU